GGCUGAUUUAAAACUGUUGAGAAAAUGGCAAUGCUUAGAGGUGUUUCAAAUCUUUUUGGAAGAAGUUUGAAAUACUGUAGGGCAGUGAAUGGAGUACAAAACAUGAAGUACUCUGAAGAAGUUGAAAAAGCACAUGAAUCACAAAAUAUGGAUAUUAUGUUUGGUAUGAAUUGGGAGGAUGUUGCACCAAUAAGACACGCAAUGGAAAUCAAAAGUGGCGAUAGAAUCUUCACGAUUGCAUCAUGUGGUGCCAAUGCUAUGACCCUUCUACUCGAUGAUCCUGCUGAAGUUGUGGCCCUAGAUUUAUCCAUUCCACAGCUGCAUUUGGCAAGAUUACAGGCAGCUUGCAUCAAACAUCUGACAUACCAAGAGUUUAUUGACUUUGCUGGAGUUGACAGAGAAAGAGUAACACCUGAGGAGCGUAUCCGGAUAUACAACAGCAUCAAGAAAGCACUAGAACCAGGUGUGCAAGAGUUUUGGGACUCGAUGACAGCUGAAAUAGAGUUUGGUGUGAUACACUGUGGAUACUAUGAGAAAUUGUUCAGAAAUGUUGCAGAAGACAUGGUCUACGUAGCGCUUGAUAAGCAUGAUAUUAAGAAGUUUAUUACAAUGGGUGAUAAUAUUGAAGAUCAGGCCAGCUUCUAUGAAGAUGUCAUCAACAAUAAACAUUGGAGAAAAUCAGUUUACAGGUUGGCGUACCAUAUGAUGAAGGAUUUCAAUUUCUCUAUUAUUCCAGAUGCGGAUUAUGGAACAUUCUACUACAGAAGAAUGGUUGAUAUUUAUAAGAGCAUCCCAAUGAAGCAAAACCACUUUGGUGAAUACCUUUUAACGGGUGGUUACUCUGGGAAGUAUAACCUCAGAGAUUACCUUCAAGAAGAGAAUUUUGCAACGCUGAAAGAUCGGGUUGGACGUAUACAGUGGGUAUAUGGAGAACUAACAGACUGGCUAGCCAACUACCCAAAUACUGGGCAACCAAAAUUUGAUGGGAUCUGCGUAUCUAACAUUACCGACUGGUUGUCGUUAGCCAAUCACAAUGCAACCAUUAAAUCAGCUGCCGAAAUCUGCAAUCCUGGCAGAAGAAUAGUAUUUUGGAAUCUGAAAGGUAUGCCAAAAUACUGGCCAAGUGACAUGAUCGACAAAGCUGUCAAGGUUGAGCAUGAAUUAGAAGCCACAGCAUUGCUGCUAGAUAGGUCACCAUUUUGGGAGCCUCUCAGAGUUGCAACUGUUGUAUAGACAAAUUGAGACAAUAUAAACAGAACUUAUAUGCUUUGUUGGUGAAAUAUAUUGGGCAAGACCUAUGUAGAUUUUUAAUUUAAGGCACGCCAAUCAGGUUUAUGAUAAACAAAUUCAACGACCAAUCAGAUAACAGGAGGACUUUCCCGGUAUAUUCAAACUUCAGAUUGAAUUAAUUUCUUCGAAAAUAAUUAGAUCGGCCAGCACAAUCGCAAAAUUAACACUGAAAGAGGGGGAUUUGGAACUUAGAUGGGUAUAUAUGUGGUGAAACUCAAUAUGCAAAAAAGUCCAGAGGGGUCUUGAUUGUGCUAUCCUAUGGCAUAGAGCCUCUUUAAUUUUCAUAUUUUUUU
Owenia fusiformis is the source of this 1583-nucleotide messenger RNA. NCBI's taxonomy places the organism in Eukaryota, Metazoa, Annelida, Polychaeta, Sabellida, Oweniidae. The record is from the annotation of a GenBank genome assembly.